UCCCUCUUUUGUUAUUUCAUCAUCAUCCUUCAUCAUCCUUCAUCCUUUCAUCCCGCCCCCUGUUCAUCAUCAUCUAUAAUAACGAACCCUUCAUCCCUCCCAAGGAUAUUACAUCGCUAUACAAACAUGCCCUCCGCAAGUAGUCUAGGCCUCACUGAGCGCCAGGCGGUCAUCCUCACCGUCGGCUUUUACAUGGUCACAGCCUUGGUCAUGGUCAGCUGCAAUAAGUGGGCACUUAAUACCAUCGAGCUGCCGUGGCUGCUGCUGUGGUGUCAGAUGCUGAUUGCCGUCCUAUUGCUCAGGGUCACAAACUACACGGGGGUGCUCAGAAUGCCCAAGAUUGAGACCCACGUCGCUCAGGCCCUCAUCCCCCUGAUUGCCAUCAACGUGCUCGGACUAGGUGUCAACACCCUCUGUCUGGUGUAUGUCGAUACCUCGUUCUAUCAGAUUGCUCGUGGAUUGGUCUUGCCCUUCACUGUCAUCUUCGCCUAUGUCUUGCUCGGACAGCCCUCUGCUCAGCUUGUCCUCGUCUCCUGCUUCAUUGUUUUCUGCGGAUUCUACACUGGAGUGACAACAGAAAUCAAUGUCUCGCACAUUGGCGUCUUCUUCGGCAUUAUCUCCUCCGUUACCACCUCGCUCCACGCCAUCGUCAUCAAAAGGUCAUUGGGCUCUGUCAACAACUCAUCAAUCGACCUCGUCUACUACAAUAAUGUCCUCUCGCUCCUCGCUACCACUCCUAUUGUGUUCUUGAGCGGUGAAAUCACCUUGGUGGCCGAACGUUUCGCGGCUGAUGGUUUCCAGGCCUUCCACAGCUUCUUGUUCGCAGCGUUCAUCACCGGUAUCUUUGGCUUCCUGGUCAACCUGGCCGGUUUCAUGCAGAUCUCAAAGACCUCACCCACCACACAUAUGAUCUCGGGGGCCGUUCGCGGGGUGUUGCAGACCCUCCUCGGCUAUUUUGCAUUCGGUGACAUCAUCACCUCAGGUCGCCUGAUUGGCAUUGUGCUGAUUCUCAGCGGCGGUGCCCUUUACACAUGGGCCAAGGACCAGGAGAUGCGGGCCAAUAUCAAGCCUACUUAUAUCCCCAUGACCCAGCAGGACGUCGAUGGCGACGAUGGUGACCACAGGGACAAGGUCGGCAAGGCGUAAAGACAGAUCCGCAAAUAGAAAGAAAAAAAAUCCAUUCAAGCGGGUAUCCAGGUGCAUCAUCACAGCAUAUUCAUUAACGACUAACAUUAGACGCCAUUCAUGACACCUUCAGGUCAUUUUGUAUCAUCUUUUUUUUCACCAUCGUUCAGUAAAAAAUAAAAUAAAGGAGAAGAACCUGCUGGUCU
Messenger RNA from Gamsiella multidivaricata, 1331 nucleotides. RefSeq lists its product as uncharacterized. The record is from RefSeq and is a predicted model, not a curated record. NCBI's taxonomy places the organism in Eukaryota, Fungi, Mortierellomycota, Mortierellomycetes, Mortierellales, Mortierellaceae. Bases 127 to 1146 code for a protein of 339 amino acids. Gene Ontology annotation, molecular function: antiporter activity. The transcript is spliced from 4 exons. Gene Ontology annotation, biological process: protein O-linked glycosylation via fucose; GDP-fucose import into Golgi lumen. Gene Ontology annotation, cellular component: Golgi apparatus.